GUUCGUAUGCUAUGAUUAGUUUAUUUGUGCCUUGAAUAGGACAGCCUGUGUUCGGUCGCAUUGUACAGAACGCGAUUAUUAUCGACAUCUGUCAAAUCUUCAAUUCUACUUGUUUUGUGAUAGAGAUGGUGGAUUCUUAAUUAAUUUGCUGUGCCGGUGCAAAUUCACUCAGUGUUCAGUUAAACUAAGCUUUAUAAUGGUUGGAAUUUGUGAUUUUGUGUUUUGUGUAUAGCAGGCUCGUAGCCAAAGUGGCGUUUGUGGAUUCAGGAUCACACACUUGCUUAUUUGGAUUAAAAAUAUUCUCAAAACCCGGUCGCCAUGUUCAACUUCAUGAAGAAGUCGACCGUCCUCGCCGGCGACACGGGGGGCUGCGAGGAGCGGGACGGGGAGAAAGAGAGACGGAAGAAGGAGAAGAAAGAGAGGAAAGAACGGGAGAAGCGGGAGAGGAUAGCAGCGGGGCUGGAGGAGCCGUUGAGGCUUGAAGAGGUCCGACGCUCACUCAAACUGCGAGGCAGACGCAAAGAAAAAGAGAAACUCCCCUCCGGCAUCACAGCUGACUACACCGCUUCAUUAUUCGCGCAUCUCGAGCAAGACUCCAAUUACUCUAACUACCCGCUAAUACCCACCUCCGGAUCCAACUCCAAUCUCAGCGACGAAAAUAACCAUCUUUCUCCCGGAUACCCCACCACGCAUGUUUGGAAUAGAAAGGAAGGCGUUCUUCAGUCGGAUAGCUCGGAAACAUCGCUGAAUUCACUAAACAACCCCAAUAAUGCUAACAGUAGCCCACGGCAGCCACAAGUACUACCUCCCAUUCCACCCAGACCACCAAAGCGUGGCAUACUUAAAGGGCCCCGACUUAGCAAUACUAGUUCCAAUUCCCAAGAAAGUAACAUACCAACUGUUGACACCGUCGAUUACAUCAACGGCCAAGAUUCCAAUGUACUAGCGCGUAACACGCAGCAAAACGAACUCAUUUCGUAUGGUAUACCGCCGUCUAAAAGCACCUCAUCGAGCGAUGAUAUGCAGCAAGUGCAGAACUUUACUAAAAAGGUCAUCCACAGUCCAGUUGAAAAUCAGAUUAAGAAUAAUUACAAGAAUGGUGGCAACCCUUCUAUCACCACUCAGGACAUGGAUGAGAUGCCAAAAACGAAUGGUAGCAGUUACUUAGGAGUGACAUCAACAUCUCCAAGCGCUGAUUCGUUGACUGACACAACUACUAAUUCAUCAUUCGCUACUCCACCCUUUUCUACAUCUCCUGUGGGCGAAUCUCAGGGCUUCCAUAGAUGGUCACGAACAAGCAAUUUCGAAGACGUUUAUCUGCCUUUACCAUCCCUAAAACCGCUGCAGCUUCCUAAACCAAGAUUGUUGACAAUCCAAAGGCAGAAAGCUCCAAGAAAUGAUUUCGGCUUUAGUCUUCGCCGCGCAGUGGUACAAGAGAGAAUUUUCAGCGGCGAUUGUAACGGCCAUGAGGAGAACGGAUUGACCAAUGGCGAAAACAAAUGCAACGGUAACAUUCCUAGUGCAGUUGCUAGCAAAGUUAUACAGAAAGCUGUGAUUCUCGCAGAGCCAGGGUCCUAUCCUGGGGCCAGUGAGUCAGGCUUACUGCCUGGUGAUAGACUUCUAGAAGUCAACGGGGUUAAUGUUGAAGGCAAGAGUCGCGAGGAAGUUAUAGACCUCAUCAAAAGCAGUCAAGAUUCUGUCACUAUUAAGGUGCAGCCGAUAGCUGAACUCUCGGAGCUGUCGCGAAGAAAGGCGGUGGACGGCGGUGGCGACGUCGAGCUCUCGGACAGCAACGUCCGCGGCGGCACGCUCAGCCGCUCGGGCAGUCGCCGCUUCACCAGCACCCAGGCAAAGUCAGAAGAGCAGUUAGCAUGCGAGAAGGAAUGGCUGAAAGCUGGUCAUAUGUGGCUCGCACACCGCGGCGGGUUCACGGCCGUAGUGCGAGAAUCAGACGCCGACGCGGGCCGUGCGAGAGUGAGGGUGCUGCAGACUGGGGAGGUGCUCACCGUCGACGAAGAUGAUUUGGAGAAGGCCAAUCCACCCCAGAUGGAGCGUUGCGAGGACAUAGCCUCACUCCGCUGCUUGAACGAGUGCGGCGCGCUGAACGUCCUACGGUCGCGUCACGCCGCCGGGCUGCCUCACGCGCGCGUCGGCCACGCGCUGCUCGUCCUCGGACCGCCUAAGCGCAGCUCCCCCAUAUAUACUGAGAAGGUGGCAGCGAUGUUCCGCGGCUGCCGCGCCGACGACAUGCCGCCGCACAUAUUCGCGGCCGCGCAGUCCGCGCACCGCUGCAUGCUAGCUUCGAGACGCGACCGAGCCAUUGUCUUCACGGGGAGAUCGGGAUCAGGCAAAACACUAGCUAUGAGACAUUGCAUCUGGUACCUGGCCAGCGCGUAUCCAGCUCAAGGGUCCAAGCUCACCCCGGAGCGACUGAGCGCCGCCAUGGAUGUACUGCAUAUGUUUGGAUCGUGUCGCACGGGCUCCAACCCGCAUGCGUCGCGCGUGGUGUCCCUGGUUUCCCUGGACUUCGAAGGUGGCGGCGCGCUAGUGUCGGCCUCUGUGCAGACCUUACUGCCAGACCUUCGGCCAGGCCGGUCCCGGCUCACCGCGUUGCAUACACUAUUCCACGGCUGCGACGGCCGCCUCCGCCGCGAGCUGCUCUUCGACCAGGCCCCCGUCAACGCUCCCAACCCCUUCCUCACGUCCAGCGAGAAAGCCGACGCACCAGCCGACUUCUCCGCUCUCAAGGAAGCCUUCCAGUUACUGGGGGUCACUGAGCAGGAGCAGAUGGCUGUGUGGAAGAUACUGGCUGCUAUCUGCCAUCUGGGGUGGGCUGGGGUGGUUAAAGCGAACUCCGGUUCCGGUAUGAAGUACCAGUUCGGCAACGCGGGCCUGGCGGCGCGCGUGCUCGGCGUCACGGCGGAGGAACUCACUCGGGCCGUGUUCGUCGCCACCGGCCCGUCGUCGCCGCAGCCCAACAACAACCUCAGGACUCCUUCGCCAUCCACUGAGAGAGAGAUUUCCGGCAGCGAGGCCCUCGACGCUUUCGUCACCGGCCUGUACAACGAGACCUUUAACAUCAUCGCUGCUCUUGUCAACAGGAGCAUAUCAACGUCAGCGCGGACGUCAGCAUCUCUGCUGCUUUUGGACGCGCCCGGUGCUGAUAACCCUAUGUCUUCAGGUCACCAGAGCGGUGCUCCACUCUCCAAACUACUCUCCAACUACCUACAGGAGCGUUUGCAAGCAGUCUUCCACGAAGCCAUGUUGGUGGCGCCACGAGAGCGCUACGCGCAGGAAGGCAUCACGCUAGACGACGGGGCCGAAGAAGAUUGGCUGUCAGAGACAGUGAACCCGGGGCCGAUGGUGGAACUGCUCGACAAGUCUCCGCAGAACUCCAUCGUGCGCAGCUCGCAGGCCGACCUGCGCGAGUGCGAUCGACGCGGCCUUUUAUGGCUUUUAGACGAAGAAUCCAUGUAUCCCGGCUCAUCCGACGACACGUUCUUAGAGCGGGUGAUGACGCACUACGGGCCGCCGAACCAAACUCAAUAUCUCAUCAAGAAGGCGCCGCACGCGCGCCAGUUCGUUUUGCAACACCUCCAGGGAACAAAUCCAGUCCUGUAUGACGUCACAGGCUGGGUGAAAGCGAGCAGGGAGAGCCCGGUGACAAAGAAAGCGCUCACUUUAUUGCAGGAAAGCCAAACCGAGGAGAUCGGUCGGCUUGCGGGCUGGGCGCGCGGCUCCGGCGGCGCGGGCGCGUGCGCGUGGGGCGCGGGCGCGGGCGACACGGCCACGCUGCGCCGCGCCUCCUCCAUCCGCCGCACGCUCACCGCUGGAACAGCGGGCAUGAAACGGCGCUCAACAGCAUUACAAGCCAAGUUCGUAGCGGACGGCAUUGUGGAUACAUUGCGUCGCUGCGGCGCUGGCGGUGUGCAGUUCGUCUGCUGCCUGCUUACCGCCCAGCCUAAUGACCAGACCGAUGAUGUCAAUGUGCCACUGCUGCGCUCGCAGUUCCGUGGGUUCCAGCUUCUGGACGCGGCGCGCCUCUACAAGCAGGGCUUCCCCGAACACAUGCCGCUCUCCGAGUUCGCUAGAAGGUACCGACUGCUUGCAACAUCAGAAAGCGAGUCAGAAGAAGCACCGCCAUCAUCACCUCUUUCGGAUCGUCAGAUUGUAGACGAUAUGCUACUAGCGCUGGACCUCGACGUGACCAGCUACCGGCUCGGGCUAACUCAGAUUAUGUUCCGCGGCGGCGUCGUCGGCGGGCUGGACGCGCGCCGCGACGCCGCGCUCGCGCGCGUGCUGGUCCGCCUGCAGGCGCGCGCGCGCGGGUUGCUCGCGCGCCGGCGCGCGCAGCGCCUGCGCACGCAGCACACGGCCGCGCGCUGCGUGCAGCGCAACGUGCGCGCGUUCCUCGCCGUGCGCGACUGGCCGUGGUGGCGGUUGCUCGUACGGGUUACCCCGCUGCUGGCUGUGCACAGGACCGAGCAUCGGCUUAAGCAGGCCCAGGAGGAGCUGGAGACCCUGCGAACUAAACUGGAUAAGGUGGAAACCGAACGCACCCAUUUCAAGAAUGAAAACGAAAGGCUCGAAACAAAGCUGUCGGAGGUGGGCGGCGACUUGGCGGAGGAGCGCGCGGCGGCGGCGCUCGCCACCGAGCGCGCCGACGCCGAGGCCGCCGAGCGGCUGCGCAUCGAGCGCGACAACCGCGACCUGCUGGCGAACAACCAGCGACUGCAGCAGGCAUCCGAACGUCUCGAGCUGGAGCUCCUGCACUGGCGUUCAGCCGACAACGGAGGCGCCGAGCCUUCCGACUCUGAGGGUUCAGAGGCGGACGCCACAGGCAAUGGCGACAAGUACAAGAGGAGAUACGAGCAAGCGCAUAGAGAGCUGCAGUUGCUGCGAGCGCAGCUGCGUCGGCAACAUGAGGACGACCUCGAGCAACUUGUCACGGUUAAGAAGCAACUCGAGAAGAAGGUGCAAGAUGCGUACGAGGAAGUGGAAGAACAGAGGGCGGUGGCGGCGCAGUGGAAGCGUAAGCUGCAGAAGCUGACCAACGACAUGGCCGACCUGAGGUCGCUGCUCGACGAACAGACCUGCCGCAACAACUUGCUCGAGAAGCGCCAGCGCAAGUUCGACGCCGAGCUGCACGGGGCACAAGAAGAGCUGAAGAGAGAACGAGCUGCCAAGGAGCGCCUCUCGCGCGAGCGCGACCUCGCGCACGCCGACAAGUACGCGCUGGAGCAGAGCCUCUCUGAAGCUCGGCUAGAACUCGAGCUGAAAGAAGAACGCCUGACGGCGGCGCAGCGCGAGUUGGAGGAGCGAGGCGGCGGCGGGGACGAGGUGGCGACUCUGCGGCGGACCAGGGCUGAGCUGGAACGAAGAGUUCGCGACCAGGAGGAGGAGUUAGACGACCUCGCGGGACAGAUACAGUUGCUGGAAAGUUCGAAGUUGCGUCUGGAAAUGUUGCUGGAGCAGCAACGCAAAGAGGCGCGCCUGGAGGCGGCCGCGCGCGAUGACGAGAUGGAGGAGACUCGUGCCAACGCGGCGAAGAAACUUAAGAUCCUGGAAUCCCAGCUGGAGAGCGAGCACUCGGAGCGCAGCCUGCUGCUGCGCGAGCGACACGAGCUGGAGCGGCGGCUCGCGGCGCUGGAGGAGAGCGCCCGCGCCGAGACCCUCGAGCAGACGCAGCUGGUGCAGCGGCUCAAGAGAGACCUAAAGCGGUACCGCGCGUUGCUCCGCGACGCCCAGACCAUGCUGGAACAAAAGGAAAAGGAGGGCGGAGCCAAGACACAGAUCAGACAGCUCAAAAACCAGGUGGAGGACCUGGAGCUAGCGGUCCGCGCGGCCACGAAGGCGAAACAGGCGGCCGAGGCGGAGGCGAGCGAGGCGACCGCCGCGCUGGAGGAGGCGAACCGCGCGCGCAACGAGGCGGCCGAGCGCGCGCUCACCGCCACCAGGGACGCGGCCACCGCGCGCGCCGCGCUCGACGACGCGGAGGAGGAGGCGGCUGAGUUGUUAAAGAAAUACCGCGGCAGCACGAGCGCGUUAUGCGCGGCGCAGGCUGAAGCGCGCGAGGCAGCCGCCAAAGCCGAGGCGGCCACCGAGGAGGCGAGGCAAGCGCGAGACAAGCUCGCCGAGCUCGCGCAACGCCUCGCCAGUGCCGAGGCAGGGCAUUCACAUACGCAACACGAGGCCGAGCGGCGACUGCAGCUAAGGAACAAGGAGCUGGAGUCGAGCUUAGAACUGGAAGCGACGGCACGCGCACGGUUAGAAGGCCAGCUGGCGCGGCUGCGCGACGCGCACGAGCAGCUCGCUAAUGAGCUGGCGCAGGCGCGUGCGCGCGAACAGCAGGCCGCCGACGACCAGCGCAAGCUGGCGAGGCAACUCAGAGAGCUAAAAGAAGAAAACUCGUCGCUAAACGCGAAGCUGAGCGAGGCGGGUCGCGCUAAAUGCGUGGCCGAGGCGGCGGCGGCGGCGGCGGCCGGCGAGGCGGCGGCGGCGCGCGACGAGGCGAGGCUCGCGGCGAGGCGGGCGCACGCGCUGCAGGAGGCCAUCGCCGGCGACCUGUCCAGCCCCGGCGACGACGCGCUCGAGGACAGUGACAACGACAGCUACAGUUCGGACGAGUCGAUCGGCACGUUCCUCGCGAACCACAAGUUGAGCCCAUCCGCGCCCUCCCGCAAUAGUAUGCAGCUCGACUCGCAGAAGUCGGCGACCCCAGAGGGCCGCGCGUCGCGCUCCAGCGCGGGCUCAGGCUCGAAGCCCCUGAGCCCCACGAAGGAGUCGUUCGCAUAACAGCCGCCCGCCGCCGCCGGCCUGCUCGGCGCGCUGCCCGCGCAGCUGCUCUGCGCGGUCUUCUGCGCCCGACCGCGGCGAACAGAACACACAUUGCUGGACUAGACACGUAAACUCACCGUCAGAUAUAUCGGAGCGGCCAAGGUGCUCACAAAUAUCUGAACACGCCUCUAUUGUCAAGGCGUUAGAGUCCGUGUUCAGAUAUUUUUGAGCACCUUAGCGGCACCGGUAUAUCUGAUGGCGAAUGUACACACACACGGUUGCAAUUGUCAAUGUUGAUGCUAAUGAUCCCACUUCUGAAAUCGCAGGAUAUAUCCCACUUCUGAUAUCGUCUUUAGAACAAUAGUGUUGAAGUGACACUUGAUACAGAAUAGUCCCACUCUGAUAUCUUAGAAGAAAAUAUUCCUCUUCUAAUGUUGCAGACUAUUCUAGCUCUACAUAUGCUAUUGCUCAUAUAAAAUUGACGCCUAACAUCGAGCUUAUAAGAUAUGAUGCAGCAAGAGCGCCACUAAUCAAAUAGUUGACUGAUAGAGAAUGCCGUUUGGAAUUAAGUCAAAUAUAUACAAUUUUUAUAGCGUCGUCAGAUGAAUGAUCUAUGAAUAAAAUCAUUUACAAUUGCAAUUAAAUGUUAAGUGUCCGUGUCCAAUAUAGUGAACCGUUACCGUGGCGUGAAAAGACAAUGAGUUUAAAAUAUAUUAGUGUCGAAUUGAAUAAAGUAUUAUUAACAGUGCUUGGAAUUACAGUAUCAAUAAUUAGACUGCUCAACUUUAUAAACUUUUUCAAAAUCUUUUAUAUGAGCUUUUAUAUAGACAAUAGCCUAAAUGAAUUUGUAUCUUUAACACGUUUUGAUAUUGAUUAUGAUUAGAAACACUAUUUAUACAGUUGCGUACGUGUUGUGUACCCGAGAAGAUGACGAAAAUGAAAAUGAAUGCAUUCCAGAAUAUUUAUUAUCUUUAGGGCGCAUUUAGACAAUGCGUGAACUCGCAUGCGAGUUUCAUUACAUUGCGGGUUUUGAUCGGUCGGUUGAAGUGGACGUAACCAACAGUCCGCAAUGUACCUAAAUCGCAUAUGAGUUCGCGCGCCGUCUAAAUCAGCCCUUAUUCUUCUUGGUACGCCGCGCACUGCCCGCUUUUUCUCCGUAGCCACACUGUUCUUCGACCCUAUAUUAUAAGUCUGUCAAGCCAUUUCCGUCAGUCGAAAAAAGCGGCAAAUUAAAAAAGGCACGUAGGAUUAUCGUCCCAUAGACAAUUUGAAUUUCGCGCCUUUUUCUACUGACAACUGACAGACUAUUUAUGUAAUAUGACGUAGAGUUUUCCAUAGAGCAUUUUGUCUAUGAUUAAUGUUGUUAGCUGCGUGCGACCAGCCAGUAUUUAGAGGAGUCGUCGAGGCGAGAUCUUACAAAGUAAUGUUAGGUUCUUUGUUAUUUAGUUAGCUAACUUUUGUAAAUAACUAGAUGGCAUAAACAUUUUAUUAUUUAAUUUGUAAUAUUUGUGUGAUCAGACUGUUAUUCUAUGAUUUAUUUGUUACAAGCGAGUUGUUACUUUAUGAACAAUCAAACAUAUCUGUUAGGUAAAUAGAUUUUUUAUUUAUCCUUUUUGACUGGUUUGUUUUACUUAUAAUUUUAAAUGAAUUAAAUCUAGUGAAUGUAUCCAUUAUAAAUCGUUAUAUAUUCCUCAUAAUAAUUAUAAUUAUUAUACUCCAUUACUUCUAAAAACUUCAUUCUAUUUAUACCUAUGUAGCUAUGUGUCUGUAACCAUGAUAUGUGUAAAGUAUGAUAUGUGAUGAAAUGUUACUGCAUUCAAUACUGGUUGUAAAGUGAAACUAUUUAAAAUAAAGUAACAGAAAUAAAUUA
This is a messenger RNA of Cydia fagiglandana, 8647 nucleotides long. RefSeq names its product unconventional myosin-XVIIIa (gene Mhcl). Gene Ontology annotation, biological process: actomyosin structure organization. The record is from RefSeq and is a predicted model, not a curated record. Gene Ontology annotation, molecular function: cytoskeletal motor activity; actin filament binding; ATP binding. Bases 319 to 6795 code for a protein of 2158 amino acids. The transcript has 37 exons. Gene Ontology annotation, cellular component: myosin II complex; cytoplasm; myosin filament. NCBI's taxonomy places the organism in Eukaryota, Metazoa, Arthropoda, Insecta, Lepidoptera, Tortricidae.